AUGCUUACUCACUAUCAGAUGCUCGAGGUGAGCCGCUCUGCGGAUCUUGGAGCGAUCAAGAAAGCGUACUAUAGGAUCUCAUUACUAUACCACCCUGACAAGACGGUGCAUCUGCCUGAUGCAGAGCGCACCCAGCGUGAACAACUGUUCAAACUUGCCAACGUAGCCUUCGAGGUACUUUCAGACCCCCAGAAACGCAAAGCCUAUGAUCAGACAGCGCCUGACUUUCACUGGCAUUAUUGCCAGUUGAAUGAGUACAGUAAAUACACAACACUCACAUACAAUAAUUGGCUGGGAUGGAACUUCUCAAUCAUGGUUGCAAGCCAUUUCAAGGUUGUAGCAAGGCCGGUCAUACCACAGAAGCCAGUGUCGGAGUCCAUCGUCGUUCGCCUGCCCUUACUGCGAAAAGGAAAACAUGCGCCCUGCUCACCUCACAAUAUAGCCAUUGAUCUUCGUGGGGUACCUGGAAAUAAGCACACGAUUCUCUGCUCGGCACUCGUAGAGUCGCAAGCCGCAGGCCUGGAAGUGGUCGUGGAACUUGCCAUCGCACCUGAAACAGCACAACCAAUCGCCCAAGGACCAGUCUCGUGGAAGUGGGCUUACAGUAUCGACCACAGGCCUCUUGCUGUUUCCACGCAAGCUAGAGUUACAAGCACCUUGUUCUAUCCCUACAAGCCCUUCAUGGCCAUUGCCCCGCGUGGAAGUAUGCCUGCCCCGCCCUACCCGGAGGGAUCGCCUAUGCGCGGACUGUUGUCACAAUUCCCUGGUAUCAAAAUUGAGGAACCAGAGUCGGACUCUUACUGCGUAAGGGAGGAGCAGCAGGGUAAGACGGUGUGGCGACUCACUGCAGUGGGUUCUAUGUAGCAUACACCUUGUGGAUUUUACUCGAG
This is a messenger RNA of Didymella exigua CBS 183.55, 890 nucleotides long. RefSeq names its product DnaJ-domain-containing protein. NCBI's taxonomy places the organism in Eukaryota, Fungi, Ascomycota, Dothideomycetes, Pleosporales, Didymellaceae. The record is from RefSeq and is a predicted model, not a curated record. The transcript is spliced from 2 exons. The coding region runs from base 1 to 864 and encodes 287 amino acids.